AGUUGCCACACAUUAUUUACCUUCACUAAGCCCUCUUCCUCCCUCUCCAUCUUCUUCUUCCAACCCUUCGGCAUCAGCUUCUCAAGAAAAGACUCGUCUCCAAAACAGCCAGAAUUUCCCUACAGCGGAGACCCCGUCGUACGAUUUUUACAGUCUACGGAAUCUACGAUUGAAAGACUGAUAUUUGACUUCCGUUUUCUUGCACUUCUAGCAAUUGGAGGAUCAUUGGCAGGCUCUCUGCUCUGCUUUCUCAAUGGGUGUGUCUACAUAUUUGAUGCAUACAAAGUGAGCUGUGUCAAAGGAAUCCAUACUGGAAAAAUGGUUCUGAGAUUGGUUGAAGCAAUUGAUGUAUAUCUUGCUGGGACUGUGAUGCUAAUAUUUGCAAUGGGCUUGUACGGACUAUUCAUUUCAAACGUGCCUCCGGAUGUACCUCCUAGCAUGGAUCGCACACUAAAAGGGUCUUCCUUGUUUGGGAUGUUUGCUUUGAAGGAGAGGCCGCAGUGGAUGAAGAUCAGUUCGCUGGACGAGCUGAAGACGAAAGUAGGGCAUGUGAUAGUGAUGAUCCUUUUGGUGAAAAUGUUCGAAAGGAGCAAGAUGGUAACCAUAGUAACAGGGCUGGACUUGUUGAGCUACUCUGUUUGUAUAUUUUUGUCGUCGGCAUCCUUGUACAUUCUUCACAAUCUGCACAAAAACGACACGCAUUAACACCCCAUCCAGAACAAAACCAUUGCUUGUAUCAAUGUAUAAUUCACCUUAGUGGGAGUAUAUUUGUAUAUGAUAAUUAUAUUUAUUAUUAUUAUUAUUA
This is a messenger RNA of Salvia splendens (bonfire salvia), 805 nucleotides long. RefSeq lists its product as uncharacterized. The annotation marks the transcript as partial. The transcript is spliced from 5 exons. The record is from RefSeq and is a predicted model, not a curated record. NCBI's taxonomy places the organism in Eukaryota, Viridiplantae, Streptophyta, Magnoliopsida, Lamiales, Lamiaceae.